UGGUGUUCGAAGGGUUUGGAAGGCAGGCAGGCAGGCAGGCAAGGCAUGGACAUCUGCUCAAAACUCUGUUUAUUUGAUUUCUGGGACAUACAGAAAAAUAUCCAAUCUUUCCGGUAUCAACCAUUUAUGUAUUAUGAACGGGUUUGAGGCCAUUAAUAUUGUCAACGUAGCUUAGCAAGUUCACUUUGUGCAGAUCUACGAGCUUAUCCAACAUACUUUUAGCAUGAGAAGGACUAAAGGAAGAACAGACUCUCCAGACGUUAGUUCACCUAUUGUUGAUGUGGGCGAAGCAACAGGACUAGCUGUAGAAGACAGCCCUUCCACUUCAACUCCAAAAGACAGAAAACACGAYCCUGAGAUGAAGAAACAAGUUACUAUUACAGUUCAACCAGGGGUCAAAGCAAAACCAGUCAAAAAGAAAAGACCGGCACCCUCCGCCGAUCUUGACAUCCAUAAAGAGAUCCAGAAAUGUCGGGAAGAAGGGUCGAGUCGGUUGGAUCUUAGCAAGGCUGCGGUAACUGUUCUCCCCAAGGAACUAAAAGAAUUGACUCAGUUGAAGGAGCUUUAUCUCUACGGCAACCGUAUUGCAACUCUCCCGCAAGAAGUUGGUCUGCUUACCAAUCUAGAGACACUUGCACUCAGCGAAAAUAAUUUAACCACACUGCCAGAUAACCUGGUAAAUUUAACAAAGUUAAAAGUUCUUGACUUGAGACACAACAAAAUAAAAGAGAUUCCUAGUGUAACAUACAAGCUGACGUCACUCACAACUCUUUAUCUCAGAUUCAAUAGAAUUAGCGUCGUAGAACCUGGUAUUGGUAACUUACGGUUACUAGAAAGACUGAGCCUAAGAGAAAAUAAAAUCAAAGUUCUCCCGUCAGUCAUAGGUCAACUUGUUCAUCUUGUAACUCUGGAUGUCUCUCAUAACCACAUAGAGCACUUGCCUGCAGAGAUUGGUAACUGUAUUCACAUGACGUCACUGGACCUACAGCAUAAUGACAUUGCYGAGCUCCCAGAUACCAUAGGCAACCUCAAGUCCAUGUCAAGACUAGGGCUAAGGUACAACCAGCUGAAGUGCUUACCAGAGUCUCUGGUCAACUGUUCUGGAAUUGAUGAAUUCAACAUUGAGGGAAACAAUAUCUCUACUCUUCCUGAGAAGCUUCUUCCUGCACUCAAGAACCUUACGUCACUGGGGCUAUCCAGAAACCACUUUGAAAUAUUCCCUGGAGGACCACCCAAGCAGUUCUCACAAGUGACAAGUUUUAUCAUGGAGCAUAACCGUGUACAGAAGAUUCCCUUUGGGGURUUCAGUAAAGCAAAAUAUUUGGGAAAGUUAAAUAUGAAAGAUAACCAGCUGAGUUCUCUGCCUCUUGAUUUUGGAAGCUGGACCAGUCUUGUAGAGCUAAAUUUUGCAACCAAUCAACUCUCCAAGCUACCAGAGGAUAUCCAGUGGCUUGUCAACCUAGAAGUCUUAAUCUUGAGUAAUAAUUUGUUAAAGAAACUUCCAAGAGGAAUUGGAAUGUUAAGGAAACUAAGAGUCUUUGAUGCAGAAGAAAACAGAUUAGAGUCUCUACCAAAUGAAAUAGAAUAUCUCAGAAGCCUGGAAAGACUGGUUCUGCAGUCCAAUAACCUCACAUCUCUACCAAGAUCAAUAGGAUAUUUAACCAAUGUUUCUUAUAUGAGUGCUGGUGAGAACGAACUAACGACAGUACCUCAAGAAAUAGGUAACAUGGAGUCUCUUGAACAGCUUUAUCUGAAUGAUAAUGAAAACCUACAGUCUCUUCCCUAUGAACUAGUCCUGUGUGGAUCUCUACAGAUCAUGAGCAUUGAGAAUUGUCCACUAAGUACGUUACCAACACAGAUAGUUGCUGGUGGUCCUUCGCUAGUAAUACAGUACUUGAGAUUACAAGGUCCAUACAGUGGUAUGGUUGACUCUGAAGUCCCUUCAUCAGAUGUCUGAACAACUCACCUGCUGUCAAGCCUUCAAUACCUCAAAUAUUUUGCUCAUUUUUCUUUUCAGUUGAAUAUAAAAUACACAUGAUUUUUAUAGAAAAAAGAAUCUUUAUGUCUUAAAAAUAGUUUGUGAGAUGUUGGUACAAUGAACAGAAGUGUUUUUGUAUGAUAGUGAAGCACAACAGCUGACAGUACAGAGAAGGAUUGUUCAGGUCUAUUGAUUGUGCUUUCCACUUAAUUACUUGCCUACUAUUUCCACUMAAUGUGCAAGUUUUAAAUGAAUUUUAUGCUCAGUUACAUACACUGCUUCAUAUCAAAAACUGAACGCUCAUUGAUUCCUGACAUUCUGUUAGCUUCACCUAAAAACUUCACAAAGAUGAAGUCAUGAUGGUAAGCAUGUCUAACAUGUUUGUCUAUCAUACGACACCACCUCUGUCAUAGGUACACAAAGGUAGUUGUGCACUUUAUGACCAGGUGUUGGUCAACAAUCACCUGACUGUCAGCCAUGCAUUGAUCAUGCGUUGGACAAGUGUACACAAGUACACAGUCAUUCAUUCCAACCAUAUGCAUGAAGGUCGAAGAGCCUGUCAAGCUUUACUCUUAGUUUAUUUGUCAUUUGUAAUAGGAGUGUGUAACACACUUCAAUAAUUAAUAUUAUUCUAUUUCCUAGUGCUAUAUAUUUCAAUUUCAAACAAGCAACUCACAAUGAGCGCUGGCAAAGUUUAGCGUGCAUUUAUAUUAUGUAAUAUUAAAAAACAUUACAAAUAUAUAUGUAUAUAGUGUAGACUGCUUAAAUUGAAACAUUGAAAUGCAAUUUAAAGUAUGAGAUUAGAAAUGUUAUAAAAUUU
This is a messenger RNA of Actinia tenebrosa (Australian red waratah sea anemone), 2798 nucleotides long. RefSeq names its product leucine-rich repeat protein soc-2 homolog. Lineage: Eukaryota; Metazoa; Cnidaria; Anthozoa; Actiniaria; Actiniidae. The record is from RefSeq and is a predicted model, not a curated record. Gene Ontology annotation, molecular function: protein binding.